UGAUAUUGCUCAGAAUCUCAUCAAGUUAUGUUUAGGGAUUUUUAAAAAAAAUUAUUAGUUCCUACGUUGUAAGAUUUGGUCAACAUUUCAGUGUCAUUUGUAUAUUACAGCAUGGAUUAAAAGACUAGAAUUUUUUUAUUUUUUUUUUUGGCCUUGCGGCAGGCAGGAUCUUAGUUUCCCAACCAGGGAUCAGAUUCAUGUCCCCUGCUUUGGGAGUGUGGGAGCUUAACCACUGGACCACCAGGGAAAUUUCCUCUUGCACUGUUUUUUGACUGAAGCUUUAUUCUGAAUGAAAGAACGUGGUGGUUCACAAUUAGAACAUGAUGUGUAGUGUAGUUUUUUUCUAAACUUUACUUUAUCCUCUUACUGUGGUAUCUAACAAGAUGGGAAAACUCUCACUGAGUCUCUGACUUACUCUGCUGAUUAUGCUCAAUUAAAAUUAUAACUACAGUUGACCUUUGAACAACAUGGUCUGACUGUGCCAAUCCACUUAUAUGCAGAUUUUUUUCAGUUAAUACAUACUGCAGUACUACACAUCCAUACUUGGUAGAAUCCAUGAAUGUAAAACCACAAGUAUGGAGGGCUGACGGUAAACUUAUACUCAGAUUUUUGAAUGCUCCUGGGAUCAGACCACCUAACUCCUGAGCUGUUCAAGGGUCAACUGUAUGUAUCUGUGUUAGUUUAGGGAUUUCAAAUUUUGUAUUUCACACAUUUUUCCCACAAAUAUUUAUUUUAUUAUGAGGCUUCAUAAAUUAUACAUAUGUUGCAUCUGUUCUUUUAUGAAUAUGAAAUAUAAGACAAAUGAAAAGAGAGACUUGGAGGUAAAGAUUGUAUUUCACAAAUUUAUCUUUUGUUUCUUAUACUAUUAAUAAAAUGUCAGGAUUGAAAUUUAUAUUUAAUGUUAAUAUUCCCUAAUCUCUUAAAUUAUCUAUUAUGCCUACAAAGAGCAAACCAGGAUUUUUACAGUAGUGAAAUGCCAGUCUCCUCAACAGGCAUUUUGUUAAUCUUUUCAGGGCACUAAGUUUCUGUGACUUGACUGGAGGUUUACAUAAAUUUUCCCUUGGGAUCCCUGGACUUAGGAACAGGAAACAUAUAAGAGUUUUAUAAGAAUCUUAUGAAAUGAUGUAGGGAGGAUAGAAUUGGAUCUUACACUAGUUGUGCCAUGGCAGAUUGUCUUUGACAGUUUAUAUUUAACUGGGUAUUAAUACAGUUUUAAAAAUGCCUUAUAUUGAAACAUUGAAAGCUAUGUAGUUUAAAGGCUAACUUAACAUUUAAAGCAGUAUAAGUGUAAUAUCCAGACCUAGGCAUUCAUGAAAAUCUUAUUUAAAUUAUCCAUUCCAUAUUUUUUUUUGUUUCUUAUAUAGUAACUUCAGGAGCAGGAAUCUAUUUAGUAGAGAACCUGAUGCAUAGUAGGUGAUUGGUAAAGGGAGGUUGAACAAAUGCAUCCAUUGAAAGUAUUCAAAUUAUAAUAAAUUAGAAAUUAUGAAAAAAGAAAUUAUGAGGGACUUCUUUACACAUAUAUUUUCCAUUUAAAAAACUAUGUUGUGUUCUUUAAGUCUGAAAUGAUUUCAAAAUGUAAAGUUUAACUCAUGCAAAAAAGUGGUGAUGUUGGUGGUAGUGAGGAUAUUGUUUAUAUUAUUUGCAUCUAGACCACAAACCUAGGAGAUUUGUAUUUUAUACAAGCUGAAGAAUAUACUUGUGUUUGGAGAAGGAAAUGGCAACCCACUCCAGUACUCUUGCCUAGAAAAUCCCACCGAUAGAGGAGCCUGGUAGUCUACAUUCCAUGGGGUUGCAAAGAGUUGGACAGGACUGAGCGACUUCACUUUCACUUUCAUGAGGCAGAUGACCGAGGAAUUCUAGGAUUCUUACUUUACAAAUACUUAAAACAGCCUUUUACCUCGUUGCAACCGAGAAAGCAACAUGGGUCACCAGCAGCUCUACUGGAGCCAUCCAAGAAAAUUCAGCCAGGGUUCUCGCUCUUGCCGGGUCUGCUCAAACCGGCACGGUCUGAUCCGGAAAUACGGCCUCAAUAUGUGCCGCCAGUGUUUCCACCAGUAUGCGAAGGACAUCGGCUUCAUUAAGUUGGACUAACUGAACUUCCUUAGAUGGCUCAUCCAGCACAUCACCCCUAGGCGGAAAUAAUACUAGCUCUUUGUAUAUAAAAUAAAAGUUGUCAAAACUUCAAAAAAAAAAAA
Messenger RNA from Cervus elaphus (red deer), 2195 nucleotides. RefSeq names its product 40S ribosomal protein S29-like. Lineage: Eukaryota; Metazoa; Chordata; Mammalia; Artiodactyla; Cervidae. Gene Ontology annotation, molecular function: structural constituent of ribosome; zinc ion binding. Bases 1921 to 2091 code for a protein of 56 amino acids. Gene Ontology annotation, cellular component: cytosolic small ribosomal subunit; ribosome. Gene Ontology annotation, biological process: translation. The transcript has a single exon. The record is from RefSeq and is a predicted model, not a curated record.